CAAUAUACUGAGGUCUCUGAAUGUCUGACCCGUAUGUAAAUUCGAUCAGGCUUCCGUAAAAGGAACAACACAUUCUCAAAAUACGUCUGAACAAAUUGGGUCUUGAAUGCAUCCAAAUCCAAACAUGGUCACUGACUUGGAACGGGGCGUUCUUUUCUAUAGACGUGAUCGCAUGAUAAUUCACAAUCCAGGUGAAACGUUUACAAUACAUCAUUUAUGAUAUUUUGGCAAAUUUUGUGCUAUCUUGGUUGUUCAAAUGCAAAAAUCAAACACCCCUUCCAAAGAAUUUGCUUGGAAUAUGUAACUUAAAACUUACAUUCACUGGAAAUUGAGAUAAUUGCAGUACUCGUUCUUCUUUUGGAAAACCCCAUGUUAUGGUGUUAAAAGAAGAUUAGAAAUCGACUCCCGAAUUGUUGAGUUUUCCAACCCUGUCUCCACCAAUAUCGACAGUUGGUCUAUAGGUCUCUAACAGAUGAAAACAACAGGUGUACCGGAACGAAGAUGAAAAGCGCCGUUCGAUUUUGUGCGAGUGUCGGGUUCCUCAUUCUCUUGUGUAUCUUUAUCAUUCACAUGACUGAUGAUGCUCUUCUAGAGCCACUUCCGACGUUUGAGCCGGCGAUGAAUGGAUCGGGAAAGGUUCCGUUGUUUAUACCGAAGAUAAUUCACCAGACGUACAGUUCUGAGGCAGCAGUCCCACGGGUGUAUGCGGACUGCAUCAGAAGUUGUCUUCGUGCGAAUCCAGAUUGGCGCUACAUGUUCUGGAGCGACAAAGACGCCAGGAAUUUUAUAAGAGAUAAAUACCCAACGUAUCUUGGACUGUUUGACAAGUAUGACAACAAACUCUUAAAGGCCGAUGCCAUGCGGUAUUUCGUCUUAGACUUUUACGGUGGGUUGUACAUGGACAUGGACAUGCAGUGCCUCCGUCCGAUCAAGACAUUCCUAGCAGAGAAGCGCUUGGUAUUGGUGCCUGAGCCCCACGUCCAGAGCUUCUUGCUUCACAAGAACUUCAGCAUUGUAACGAACGCUAUCAUGGCUUCCGAGCCGUCUCAUCCAUUUUUGCGGUACGUCAUUGACCAUCUACAGCACUUUCAGCGACACACGUCAAUUAAUAAUGCCAUUUAUGUUACUGGACCAAACAUGCUCCAGAAGGUUUUAGAAGAUUACCAAUCACGAAUUCCCUGUUUGGAGAGUAGAUGCAAGGUCUUUGUAGCAGACCCUACGGAAAUGAUGCCGACAGUAGAUCCAUAUUGGCUCCGACUUAUGAAAAAAUUUACAAAAGACUGCAUGACGAAAACAAACUUUGUAACCUUUGUGGAGUUUAAGACUUGCAUUUGGGUUCAGUUGAAGAAUUACAACCCAUUGUUGACCAACAAAAGUUACACUAACCACGUCUGGAAACACAUUGGCUAUAAGGGUCCUAUAAGUAGAUUUUUUGGCAGGAAAGUGUCAAUUAAAGAUAUUGUGGGAACUGGUAGGGAGAUUGAAAGGUAUGUAAGCGAGCGUUGAUUUGAAAAUCCUGAAGACCGUCAGGUACUUCUUAUUUUGUUAGAUGUGAACGGGGUGGACGGGUCGGCAGUAACAACUGGCUUGCCAAUGAGUAUUGAGAAAGUUGUGUGUAAAUAUUUCCUGAUCACCUUGACUCAUCAAGUGUUAACAUUUACGAAUUGAUCUGUUUGAGCUUAUCGGCUGCAUUUAAAUUUUAACCAGUGAAACAUCAAAGAAAGUCCUGAUGGGACGGCCUAAACCUAUCACUGUGAUGGGAUCCUCAGUUUGAUCAAAACGUCAUGCAUUGUCAUGGUCUAGGUAAGGUAUUUUCAUCAUCCUUCGGUCGACACGUGUGCUGGCUAAUGGACGACUUCAAGGUCAGUGCAACUGGUGUUUUGAGCAAAAACGUACAUAACAAGAAAUGUUUUUAAAAAAAACAUAGGGUGGUUGUUUUUGAUAUGUAAGAAAUUUAUUGGUGAAUGGGAAAAUAAGUUUUUAGAAGGAAUUUGGUAGGAAGGUAAUGGAAAUUACCAGUACUUGUACGGUACUUUUAAUGUUUAUUGUAUAUCUGAGUGAUGAAAAUUAUGUAAUUUUCAAGUUGGAAUACAUGUAA
Molecule: messenger RNA, 2098 nt
Organism: Lineus longissimus
Lineage: Eukaryota; Metazoa; Nemertea; Pilidiophora; Heteronemertea; Lineidae
Exons: 3
Coding region: 502-1506 (334 amino acids)
Biological process (GO): mannosyl-inositol phosphorylceramide biosynthetic process
Molecular function (GO): mannosyltransferase activity
Source: RefSeq, a predicted model, not a curated record